Molecule: messenger RNA, 450 nt
Organism: Bombina bombina (fire-bellied toad)
Lineage: Eukaryota; Metazoa; Chordata; Amphibia; Anura; Bombinatoridae
Product: kinetochore protein Nuf2-B-like
Exons: 5
Coding region: 97-450 (117 amino acids)
Cellular component (GO): Ndc80 complex; kinetochore
Source: RefSeq, a predicted model, not a curated record
ACUUGGGAACAAAAUAGAACAUGCCAGCCCAUAACAUUAAUUGGGUUAUGUAUAGAGGAUAUCAGAAACAAAUUGGAUAAUAUUAAGGUCGGCACUAUGGCGUCCAGUGCAGAAAAGCUAACCUUCCCGGUCUUUCCAAUCACUGAUCUAGUCAAUUUCUUAAAGCAAAGCAUUCUAACUGGAACUGAAGCCAAAAGCUUAGCCAAAAAUGACCUGUAUCCUAACCCAAAGGCUGAAGUUGUACAGAGGAUAUACAUGCGGGUCCUGAUGGAAGUCUUUAAUUACAGCAUGGAGCAGUUCUUUAUGGUGCCUAUGAGUCUCGACACCCAGUACCCACAGCUACUUGAAGGGUUUGCAGCAAUUUCCAAUAUUGCAAAGCUCAUGUGGCGAGAGUCUACAAGCUCUUUACUGAUGGGCUAUAAUACCAAAGAUGUGGAAGUCCGCGAGUAA